GUUUACUCAGAGAUAGAAAAAGGUUGGGAACCACUGAUGUAAAGGAUGAAUGAGUGAUGAUGAGUUCUCAGUGCUGAUCAGUGAUUGGACUGAUGCUUUCAGCUCUGCUCUCAGUGUUUCCUCUACAGAUGAAGGUAGAAAGUCUCUGGGAGCUGAUGUGGAUGUGAAUUCAGCAGCAGCUGCCAAGGUUGCUGUGUCUGUGUGAAGGUGUGGGCUCUGCUAUGAAUCAGUGUGAGGACAGAGAGGAGGGAGUCCCUCCCUCUAAAAGAAAAAAGUGUGGGGAACAUGACACAAGGACCAAAGCUCAGAGGAUCCAUCAGAGACCAGACUGUCCUGAACCUGAACCCAGCUGUGUGUCCAUGAAGAGUGACCACUCUAUGGUUCAUCCUAUAGAGUUCAAAGAUGUCCGCCACUCUGUUGAUCAAAGGAGGAAAAAACCUGAACCCAGCUGUGUGUCCAUGAAGAGUGACCGCUCUAUGGAUCAUCCUUAUCAUUUCAAAGAUGGCCACCACUCUGUUGAUCAAAGAGUGGACCAGGAGAGCUCAGAGCCUCCCAGUGGUCAGUCUGCCCAGCAGCAUCAAACAGACCUGGACUCCAUAUUUAUGCUGCUGGAGGACAACAUUGUCACUUUUGCGAAGAAUGAGCUGAAGACGAUCCAGAAGGUUCUGAGUUCAGAUUACCCCGGAUGCUUAGAGAGUCAAAAGGAGGGUGAGCAGGUGUUGGACGGUGAGGAUGAAGAGCAGAGGAAGAGCAGUAGAGAGGCAUUUCUGAAGAUCACACUGCACUUCCUGAGGAGAAUGAAGCUGGAGGAGCUGGCUGACCAUCUGCAGAGCAGACAUAUUGUUGGAGUUUGUCAGCGUGAACUUAAAUCUAACUUGAAGAAGAAGUUCCAGUGUGUGUUUGAGGGGAUUGCUAAAGCAGGGAACCAAACACUUCUGAACCAGAUCUACACAGAGCUCUACAUCACAGAGGGAGGGACUGCAGUGGUCAAUGAUGAACAUGAGGUCCGACAGAUUGAAACAGCAUCAAGGAAACCAGACAGACCAGAAACAACAAUCAGACAAGAAGACAUCUUUAAAGCCUUACCUGGAAGAGAUCAGCCAAUCAGAACAGUGAUGACAAAGGGAGUGGCUGGCAUUGGGAAAACAGUGUUAACACAGAAGUUCACUCUGGACUGGGCUGAAGGCAAAGCCAACCAGGACAUACAGUUCACAUUUCCAUUCACUUUCAGAGAGCUGAAUGUGCUGAAAGAGAAAAAGUACAGCUUGGUGGAACUUGUUCAUCACUUCUUUACUGAAACCAAAGAAGCAGGAAUCUGCAGGUUUGAAGAGUUCCAGGUUGUGUUCCUUUUUGACGGUCUGGAUGAGUGUCGACUUCCUCUGGAUUUCCACAACACUGAGAUCCUGACUGAUGUUACAGAGUCCACCUCAGUGGACGUGCUGCUGACAAACCUCCUCAGGGGGAAACUGCUUCCCUCUGCUCGACUCUGGAUAACCUCACGACCUGCAGCAGCCAAUCAGAUCCCUCCUCAUUGUGUUGACAUGGUGACAGAGGUCAGAGGGUUCACUGACCCACAGAAGGAGGAGUACUUCAGGAAGAGGUUCAGAGAUCAGGAGCAGGCCAGCAGAAUUAUCUCCCACAUCAAGACAUCGCAAAGCAUCCACAUCAUGUGCCACAUCCCAGUCUUCUGCUGGAUCACUGCUACAGUUCUGGAGGAUGUGUUGAAGACCAGAGAAGGAGGAGAGCUGCCCAAGAGCCUGACUGAGAUGUACAUCCACUUCCUGGUAGUUCAGUCCAAACUAAGGAACGUCAAGUAUGAUGGAGGAACUGAGACAGAUCCACACUGGAAUAAAAAGAACAGGAAGAUGAUUGAGUCUCUGGGAAAACUGGCUUUUGAGCAGCUGCAGAAAGGCAACCUGAUCUUCUAUAAAUCAGACCUGACAGAGUGUGGCAUCGCUAUCAGAGCAGCCUCAGUGUACUCAGGAGUGUUCACACAGAUCUUUAAAGAGGAGAGAGGACUGUACCAGGACAAGGUCUUCUGCUUCGUCCAUCUGAGUGUUCAGGAGUUUCUGGCUGCUCUUCAUGUCCAUCUGACAUUCAUCAACUCUGGAGUCAAUAUGCUGGCAGAACAACAAACAACAUCCCUGAAGUCUAAAUUAUUUAAACACCAACAGAAUCUAAACUAUCUCCACCAGAGUGCUGUGGACACGGCCUUACAGAGUCCAAAUGGACACCUGGACCUGUUUCUUCGCUUCCUCUUGGGUCUUUCAAUGCAGACCAAUCAGAAUCUCCUACGAGGUCUGCUGAUACAGACAGACAGUAGCAAUCAGGAAACAGCCCAGUACAUCAAGAAGAAGAUUGAAGAGACUCCCUCUGCGGAGAGAAGCAUCAAUUUGUUCCACUGUCUAAAUGAACUGAAUGAUCGUUCUCUAGUGGAGGAGAUCCAACAGUUCCUGAGUUCAGGAAGUCUCUCCACAGAUAAACUGUCUCCUGCUCAGUGGUCAGCUCUGGUCUUCAUCUUACUGUCAUCAGAAAAAGAUCUGGACGUGUUUGACCUGAAGAAAUACUCUGCUUCAGAGGAUGCUCUUCCGAGGCUCCUGCCAGUGGUCAAAGCCUCCAACAAAGCUCUACUGAGUGACUGUAACCUCUCAGAGAGAAGCUGUAAAGUUCUGUCCUCAGUUCUCAGCUCCCAGUCCUCUAGUCUGAGAGAGCUGGACCUGAGUAACAACAACCUGCAGGAUUCAAGUGUGAAGCUUCUGUCUGCUGGACUGGAGAGUCCACACUGUACACUGGAAAUUCUCAGACUGAGUGGCAGUAACCUCUCAGACAGAAGCUGUAAAGUUCUGUCCUCAGUUCUCAGCUCCCAGUCCUCUAGUCUGAGAGAGCUGGACCUGAAUAACAACAACCUGCAGGAUUCAGGACUGAAGCUUCUGUCUGCUGGACUGGAGAGUCCACACUGUACACUGGAAACCCUCAGGCUGUCAGGCUGUCUGAUCACAGAGGAAGGCUGUGCUUCUCUGGCCUCAGCUCUGAGCUCCAACCCCUCCCAUCUGAGAGAGCUGGACCUGAGCUACAAUCAUCCAGGAGACUCAGGAGUGAAGAUACUGUCUGCUGGACUGGAGGAUCCAAACUGGAGACUGGACACUCUCAGGGUGGAGCCUGCUGGAGUCCGAUGGUUGAGACCAGGUCUGAGGAAGUAUUCCUGUGAACUCACAGUCGACACAAACACAGUGAACAGAAACAUCAAACUGUCUGACAACAACAGGAAGGUGAUAGUUGUGAAGGAGGUUCAGCCAUAUCCUGAUCAUCCAGACAGAUUUGACUACUGGCCUCAGCUGCUGUGUAGAAAUGGUCUGACUGGUCGCUGUUACUGGGAGAUUGAGUGGAGAGGACAGGUUUCUAUAUCAGUGAGUUACAGAGGAAUCAACAGGAGAGGAAACAGUAGAGACUGUUUGUUUGGAAGGAAUGAUCAGUCCUGGUGUGUGGAGUGCUCAGAUGGUCGUUACUCUGUCUGGCACAACAAGAAAAGAACAUCCAUCUCCUCCUCCUCCUCCUCCUCCUCCUCCUCCUCCUCUGGUAGAGUAGCAGUGUAUGUGGACUGUCCUGCUGGCACUCUGUCCUUCUACACAGUCUCCUCUGACACACUGAUCCACCUCCACACCUUCAACACCACAUUCACUGAACCUCUUUAUCCUGUGUUCGGGUUUGGGUUCUGGUCUGGUUCCUCAGUGUCUCUGUGUCCUCUGUAGGAGGGAGAGAGAAACUUUCUCACUGCUGACCAGAUAGUUCAGUCUGUACAGGAUCACACACAGCUGAUGUUAGUUAGUACCAACCUGAUGUGUUUACUGUAAUAGAGGAGGAAGAGGAGGAUGAAGGAAGAGAAGAGCAAAGGAUGAUGGGAUGAAGGAAUCAUGUGUGAGGGUAAUGUGCAGCCUGCAGACGUAAAAAAAGACGUAAAAUCUUUUUUAAACCACAGUUAGAGAAAAAAUGUUUUUAUGACUCAAAUAUUAAAGUGUGAUCAUUCAAUUUGAAUCUAAAACUGAACAUUGCUACCUUAAAACUUGUGUGUGAAAGAAAAUGUGUUCAACAAGAGUCUUUCAGGAUCAAAUUCAGCAUCUGUGUAAAAAUAAUUAAAGGUGUAAAGAGUAGCUUUGAUUUUGAACAAUUCAUCAUGUUUGGUCAUCGUGGAACAAAUGUACAGACUUUAAUAAGUCAGGUUGAAAUCAAAAGAAAUGAAAGUUCUGGGAUGAUUCUAGAUAAUAAAUGAUGCUGAAAACCACAUUUAAAUGAUGUCAAAGCAAAACUGUCCAAAUGGAUCCCAACACUGUAUAAACUGAAGGAUUUAUUAAAUCCAGCUUCAUUCUCCACUUUGUAUUGUUCACUUCUACUUCCAUACAUCACUGACUGUGUGCUCGUUUGAGGAAACUCAUAUAAAACAAACAGAAAUCUGAUUUUUACUUUUGAAAAGAGAGACAUAGGAAGUGUAAACCAAACUACUGAUCAAGAACCAACUCAGCUGUUUAUUCAAUGAAAGGCUGUAAAAUUCAGAGAGUUGGUGGAUUUUCAACCAGCACAGAUCAGGUAUAAAGUCAGAAACUAAUGACGAGCUGAAAGAGUUCAAUGGUUGUUUGAAAUUAGAGAAAGUCCAAAUAAUUUGAGAGGAUCUGCAGGUUUAAGGACUGAUGUCAAAAAUCACUUAAGUUAAAGAGGUGAACUUGUGGAGCAGCUGUAGUGAGGAAAUCAAUCAUUCCAUAAAGAAUCAUUUCAUGAACAAAUAUAAAAGUGAUCAAACUGACAUGUAGUCAUUAUUAUAGUAGAGAUGGUGUCACAUAAGUCUGACGUCAAACAGGUCAAAGACUCAAUAAUCUGCAGCUUUUCACUCUGUACAAAAUCAAUCUUUCUCUUCUUCAUUUGUUUUAUCCUUUCAGUUUUUUUGUGUCAUUAUUUGUGUAAAAUUUCAAUUUGAGUUAAUUUUCCUCCCAAAGUGUUUGUGCAGAAAUAUAAACAGGACGUUGAUGUUAGUUUUUGUUUUAGUGAACUGAAGAUUUCUGUCACUUUGUCAUGACGUCAGUGUAUUUUUUACUCAACAUGUUGACUCUGAAUGUUCCCUUUCUUAUCAACAUGUUUUUACUGAUUAUUCCUCUGCUGAAGCUAAUGACUUCUAUAUUAUUCAUUUGAUUUUAUUGUUGGCAAAAACACAUAUUCAUGAAUCUUGCAAUCACAAACAGUCUUUAACUGAACAUUAAAACAAUGUUUCUACUCAGAAAGUUUGUAAAACCUUCAAUUUAUCUACUUUAUUCCGUUUUCUUUAAUAUUCUUGUCCUGAUGUCACUGUGAUGUCACUGUGAUGUCACCAUGGUGUAUACUUUCUGUCUGUUGUUCUUGUUCAAUAAAGUUUUAAAGAAAUAAA
Messenger RNA from Dicentrarchus labrax (European seabass), 5410 nucleotides. Its product is annotated as NLR family CARD domain-containing protein 3-like. Bases 222 to 3749 code for a protein of 1175 amino acids. NCBI's taxonomy places the organism in Eukaryota, Metazoa, Chordata, Actinopteri, Moronidae. The transcript has 12 exons. The record is from RefSeq and is a predicted model, not a curated record. Gene Ontology annotation, molecular function: protein binding.